Amoebophrya sp. A120 is the source of this 446-nucleotide messenger RNA. Lineage: Eukaryota; Dinophyceae; Syndiniales; Amoebophryaceae. The record is from the annotation of a GenBank genome assembly.
GUCAAGAAACAGUGAAAAGAUUAGAAAAAAAACAAAAAAAUCAAAGAGCAACGAAAUCAGUAAGAAAAAUAAAGAAAAGAAGAAAAAAGAAAGACUGUAGAAAAUCUAGAAAAAGCUUAGAAAUCUAGAAAACCUAGAACAUCUACGGAGAAGUUAGAAAAUGGCCGAGAACCUCUAUCAAUAGAGGUUCUUUGAGAAGUUCUUGAAUAUUUUAACUUAAGUGACCCAAUAUGCACAGACCGACGCUAGUUGUUGUUGGCUACACCCAGGCGGCAUCUUCCUCCUCGAAGCGACAAGUUUUGGAAGAAGAAGGCGACAGCCAUGCGGAAUACGCGGACGAGAGCCUUAUCAUGCUGAAAACUGCUCCUACCACGGAACGGGGAAGUGUCUCGGGCAUUACAAAGCUUUCCGAUGGGAGCAGAUACUUAUCAACUUGCAAAUGCUAG